Ogataea angusta is the source of this 1335-nucleotide messenger RNA. RefSeq lists its product as uncharacterized. Gene Ontology annotation, molecular function: oxidoreductase activity. The transcript has a single exon. The record is from RefSeq and is a predicted model, not a curated record. Gene Ontology annotation, cellular component: cytoplasm. NCBI's taxonomy places the organism in Eukaryota, Fungi, Ascomycota, Pichiomycetes, Pichiales, Pichiaceae. The coding region runs from base 1 to 1335 and encodes 444 amino acids.
AUGACUAACUACCUCCCCGUUCCCAACUCUACAAAGUCGUUUUGGCUAACAGCUGAAGUGGACUUUCAUGACCAUAGAUCAACUCCAGAUCUUCCAGCCGAAACAGACAUUGUGAUUGUUGGUUCUGGUUAUGCUGGUACCACGACGGCACACUUCUUGAUGGAGCAAGGAUUCAUUGGCACGAUUGUUAUGUUGGAAGCACGCGAUGUAUGUAGCGGAGCCACUGCCCGUAAUGGUGGACAUCUGAAGCCCAGCCUCUACUACUCGCAUAAGUCCUGGACUAAAAAGUUUGGAGAGAAAGGUGCGGCAGAGAUCGCCAACUUUGAGUUUGCUCACUUGGCUGCAAUGAAAGAGCUCAUUGAGAGCGAGAACAUUGACUGUGAUUUCGUUGCUGGCCGGUCAUGUGACGUUCAUUUGACUCCUUCUGCUGUUAAUGCUGCUCUGGAGAAUUACCGGGAGUUUACAAAAAAUCCUUACGUUACGUGCAAACACGAUGUUCAAUUACACGUUGGAGAAAAUGCUAAAACUAUCAGUCAUGUGUUAGACUCUGAGGUUUGUGUCACAUUCACCGCGGGCCAGCUUUGGCCGUAUAAGCUUGUGACUUCACUGCUCAGAAAAUGUAUGCAAAAAGGGCUUAAUUUGCAGACAAACACACCUGUUCUAGGAACUGAGAAGUUCGGGGAUAAAUGGCUAGUGAAAACUGCCCGAGGAACCAUUUUGGCUCGGAAACUGGUAAUCGCUACUAAUGCGUACACCGCCUCAGUGGAACCAAAAUUUGUGAACAAGAUCGUUCCUAUCAAAGGCAUCUGCAGCCAUAUCACUCCAAAGGUCCGUCCCUCCCAUCUGUCACAUACAUAUGGUAUCAGAUACGAUGGCGCAGAUCAAGACUACUUGAUAAAUCGUGCGGAUGGGACUGUUAUUGUCGGUGGUGCUAAAAAGCAUAUUUUCCCUUUCAAGAACGUUUUCUAUAAUGUUGUCGAUGAUAGCACUCUGAUCCCCGGAACUAAGGAGUAUUUUGAUGACUAUAUGAAGCUCUUCCACGAUUGGAAGUUAACUGAAACGGAGACCGAUCACAUCUGGAGCGGGAUUCUUGGCUACACUGACGACUCUUUCCCGUAUGUUGGUGAAAUGCCUCACGAAUCCAACAAAUUCAUUAUUGCGGGGUUCCAUGGUCACGGUAUGCCGCGGGUCUUGCUGUCAGCUAAAGCUUUAGCCAGUAAUAUCAUGGGAAAGGAAUUGGAAGUCCCUUCGGCUUUCAAGAUCUCCGAAGAGAGAAUGACUAAGACCAGAAACGAGAUUUUGGCCUCCCUGAGCACUCCGGUUGCCAAACUCUAA